Molecule: messenger RNA, 468 nt
Organism: Theileria annulata
Lineage: Eukaryota; Apicomplexa; Aconoidasida; Piroplasmida; Theileriidae
Exons: 4
Coding region: 1-468 (155 amino acids)
Biological process (GO): mRNA cis splicing, via spliceosome
Cellular component (GO): spliceosomal complex; cytosol
Source: RefSeq, a predicted model, not a curated record
AUGGAAUCGUCAAACUCAGAUCAACCGAAUCAUAGAACUUUUGUAAUAGAAACGUCUCAAGAUGUUUCCAAAUUUCUCGACAAAUCUGAACAAGAAGAAGUCUAUAAUCGAUAUUCAGAUGUCACGUUGGUACUAAACAGCUUGGAGAAUGGAGUUGGGAACCUAUAUCUAACGAAUCUGAAGUUAAUCUGGCUAAACUCGGAUCCUUCAAGGCAUUCAUAUUCAUUUCCGUACAAAUCAAUGAUGUUUCACGCGAUAUCUAAAGAUACUAAUCUGUUCAAAAACCCUUGUGUUUUCAUACAAUUGAACGUAACUGAGGAUGAAGAGGAUAAUCACUCACUACUACUAUCACCUGACGACUCAAGUCUAGUUGAAUCGAUUUUUGAAAGCUUAUCGAAAAUGAGUUCAUUUAAUGAAUCGUGUUCAUCGGACGAAGAUGACUCAAACUGCGAGAUUUAUGAAGAGUAG